AUGGGAGACGUCAUUGACUGGGGAGCUUCGGAGCCGCCGAAUCGCUAUGUGUUGGCAUUCGGUACUAGUCAUUGUUUAGUUGAGCAGGAUUACGACCGUUCGAUUUAUGGUGAGUGUGAGUAUAUUGGAAGCAGGACUCUAAUCAAGUGUAAAGCUGUUCGCAAAAAAGCUGAUCUGAAAGCAAAUGGUGGAAUAUGCGAAAUGCACAAAUCCUUCCAUGACUCGAUCAGGAACAGGUUUUUGUGCGAAGAUCGUCGUCUAAUGCAAGAAAAUGGCCAAGGCAAAUUGAAAUAUUCUCCUUUUCUCAAUCAAGAUGGCUUAAUUUGUGAAGAGCAUCCCUGGUUGAUGCCUAGUUACCGUUGGGAGUCGCCUCUGAACCGUUCCAUCUUCGACCAUGCUCCCGAUGAUGACUCGUUGGCUCCUUUAUGGAAUGCACGCGUUUACACCGAAAGAGAUCUGCUGAGAUUAAGAAAGAUCUUAUCAGAGAAGAGAGUAGAAUAUCUGAGACUCCACGCAGAGAUGAUUGUGGAAAGGGCUCGACGUCGAGCAAGCGACCUUUUCAGUAAAAACGGAAAAUUGCUCACAGUUGGAGACACAUCAGCAGCAGUCGUGGCAGCGUGUUCUUCUAUUGAUGACUAUGGAGUAAUUAGUAAAAGAAUAGUUGCAUCUCAAAAGGCACAGGGAAAAAGGUCUCAUGAUCAACGUAGACUUUGUUCAUUUGGUAAAUUACGAAAAAUUUCCACUGAGAAUAAUGAUCACGUGACUAUUUCGUCUAUUAUCCACUCAAUUCUGGACUGUAUUGCAGACGAGAAGAUUGAUUUUAUCAGCUACGGGAAAGUACAGAAUUCUAAAGAAUCCACCGACAAUACACCUGGAGUUGGUAGUGAGAAUGUUCCUCAAUGUUUGGAACCUGCAGUGCCGCUUACAAUGUUCUGCAUUUCGCACCAAAUGCUGGACGAAAGCCAAUUACUGUUUGUUCCAUGCAGUUCAUGUCAUUCUAUGUGCGCAGAUAUCAGAUCUCCACCAUUGUGCGGGAAACAUUUGAGAGAUAUUGGUCGUGCGAAACGUGCUUCUCUAAGGGACGGUCGAAUGCCGAUUUCUCCUGCUGUUAAUGUAUCAACUGGAGUUCCCACUACUUCCACUUCUUCGAAGAUUAAAGCUUUUAAUGAUCCUUCGAAACCCCUGUUUGGAUUGCCUUCCAGCCCCAGUUCUGCUCCAUUUUUAUCAACAUCUCUGGCAGAUAAACGAGGUCAUAAGCGAGUCUCUGUCGACGUUCAGACAAAAGAGGAGGCUGAGGAGAUUUUCAAGCGCUUCAGGUUGGAGGCACCUGCUCAGCUUUCUCUGACGGAAGCAAUAAAUCAGCGGCAAGCUCCCGCAGUUCUAGAGGCUAUCAGGCGUGCGGAGUUACGUCGCAACAGAGAAGAGGCAUGCAGCUGUUCGAGAAUCCGACCUUUUGAACGCACCCAGUUUCCUCCGAAGUCUUCAGUGCCUCGUAGGAUUAAUACUAUUAGUCGUCCUGCAGUGUCGGUUCGACGACCCUUUCCCAUCGAAGGUGCUCCUUUGCAGUCGCCGGAAGUUUUGAUCGAAGAUCGUCGUACUCCUCCAUCUUCGCAAAACACACAAGGAAAUAACACUACCAAAGAAUACACGGGACGCCCUACCGCGCCACCUCAUUCGCGUCGCUUGAUAUCAUCUUAUAGAAGGCAGAUAGCUGGUGCGAUACUACGACAUCCACUCAGUAUUCAACAUGUUGGCGAGGAUACAUCACACGGAGACGUGCCGAGAGCUCACUCAGUAUUACCGCCACCACCUGAUCCACCAAUAUUACCGCUUUCGUAUGAUUUAUAUGUUCUUGAAUACGGCAACAAGAACUUCCAUUAUAGUUCUACAUGA
Messenger RNA from Angiostrongylus costaricensis, 1893 nucleotides. The record is from the annotation of a GenBank genome assembly. NCBI's taxonomy places the organism in Eukaryota, Metazoa, Nematoda, Chromadorea, Rhabditida, Metastrongylidae.